Molecule: messenger RNA, 2961 nt
Organism: Coccinella septempunctata (seven-spotted ladybird)
Lineage: Eukaryota; Metazoa; Arthropoda; Insecta; Coleoptera; Coccinellidae
Product: S-adenosylmethionine decarboxylase proenzyme
Exons: 7
Coding region: 86-1180 (364 amino acids)
Biological process (GO): spermidine biosynthetic process; spermine biosynthetic process
Cellular component (GO): cytosol
Molecular function (GO): adenosylmethionine decarboxylase activity
Source: RefSeq, a predicted model, not a curated record
CAGUACACACCGGACCUGCCGGGUUAGUUAUAUUUGACGUACGCAUAGUCACGGCCAACAGUCGCAACAGAUUCGAAGCGCGCGGAUGUUUGUCAAUUGUAGAUCGCAGCAGCACAACCACCAUCAGAGAAUUGCUCAGGCACCACGUAGAAGAAGUUACAACAUGAGCGAUCCAGUUCAAUUUUUCGAGGGGGUCGAGAAACUCCUAGAGAUAUGGUUCGCGUCGAGUGACAAGGGAAAUCUAUCGGCCGAUCUGAGGAAAAUACCCAGGAAGGAGCUGGAGAGACUGCUCAAGAUUGUCAGGUGUGAAAUCAUCAGCUUCACAAGAAACGAGCAGAUAGACGCCUAUGUACUUAGCGAAAGUUCGAUGUUCAUCUCCAAACGUCGCUUCAUACUGAAAACUUGCGGGACAACUACGCCACUCCUGUGUCUGGAGCACCUCCUCAUACUGGCCGAGCAAUACGCUGGAUUCACCGAGGUAGAAGAUGUUUUUUACUCCAGAAAAAAUUACAGGAGACCCGAUUUACAGAUGACGCCACAUAAACAUUUCGAGCAAGAGGUAAGGCUUCUGGACUCCUUGUUCUCAGAUGGUGCAGCGUACUGUCUUGGUUCGGUAAACAGGGAUUGCUGGUACUUGUAUACUCUGAACCCGCCUACGCAGAGCUCUAUAAGAAGUCCCAUAACCGCCGAGGAACAGGACCAAACCUUGGAGAUCCUCAUGACAGACUUGGACGCCGACGUCAUGUCCAUAUUCACCAAGGAGGAAUGUUUGAACGCCACGGAAGCUACAAAGAAGUCUGGAAUCGAUAAGAUCAUACCGAACAUGGUCAUAGAUGACUUCCUGUUCGACCCAUGUGGAUAUUCCAUGAACGGGAUCAACAAAAACGGUUGCUAUAUGACAAUUCACGUAACUCCAGAGCCAGAAUGCUCCUACGUCAGCUUCGAAACCAACGUACCAGCUGACUCUUACAAAGAAAUAAUUGGGAAAGUGUUGAACACCUUCCAACCUGGGAAGUUCAUGAUAACCUGCUUCACGAGCGAGACCUCCAACCCUAAAGAAACCACCCGUGAGAUGAGGCAGCUCACGCAGCUUGGAGAAUACGAGAGGCAAGAUCUUCAAACCUGUCAUUUCAAGAACUACGAUCUCGUAUAUGCCUUCUUCUGUCGUUUUCCCAGCUGAGGGUUUCAGGAUAGGCAGCGUGAAAAUGCAGCUGUCGUCACAGUACCCCCAACCUCCUUUUCCCCCACUCCAAUCACCAAGAUCCAAUCUAUAUCCCUCCCACCGUCUCCCAUAAAAUGUUUACCAUGCUUAAAAAACUCCCAGUCAGUAUUUCUACUACAAAACUGUCAAUAUUCGAAACCUUAUUCUUUUUACAACUCACAAUGCUUUCCAAAGAUCUUUCCAGGCAUGCUCAAAGAUCCAGAUUAUAGAAAAUCCCCCAGUAUUCAUCACUUAACAGUUUAUUCCGAAAAUAUCCUAAGAAAUAUGUUGAAUUCGUUGUUAAAAUACAUGUUGGUCACUGAACAAAAUUCUAAAGUUGCUACAAACGCCGAUCUUUCUAAAAUGCUCGCAAAACUGAACAAAAAAAUCUCAGAUGUUAUCAGUGUGGUUGUGGAAAUGUUGGAGUUGCAGUACAAAUAUUGCCUCACGAAAAAGUUUGAACGCACAUUUCGAAAAUGUAUAAAGAGUAUUUCGUACGAGGAAAACUUUUUAUUCAUGUUAUUCUCGAUGCUUUUCGUUUUAUGUUCUGUCAUUUUUAUUCAAACGGAGUUUGAAUCUUUGUUAUUACUGUUUUCGUGGUGGAGGAACAAAAUAUCGUGAGAAACACUUUAAACCUUCGGACACUGUAGAACGUAGUGAUAUUUCUAAUUGUGAGUGAUCCACCUAUGAGGGUGGAACACACCACGUUUUCUUUUUUGAAAAUUCGAUGUAUACAACUAGAGUUAUAUUAAAACAAAAUUGAAACAAUCCUUAUACUUUUCUCAUGUAUAAGUCACAUUCAAUCCUCAGAAUAAGAUGCUCCAAUAUUUUUUCGCACAACUAUUAGAUAGUGUUAACUUUUAUUAUUUCUCAAAAUAAGUUUUUUUCUUUAUAAAACUUUCUGCUGUAUAUAACGGAUAUUUCAAAAGUUUCAAAAUCACUAUGUCUCACUGUGCCAGAAGGUUAAGUCAAUGCAGCGCAGAACUCAUCCUAUAUAUUUUCUUCAGAGAGAAGCGUACGAGAUAUUUCGGUUUUCUUUUUGUAUUUAAAACGAAGCAAGGUUGCCAUGGUCCACUGAAUUGUAUAUUAAACCUUGAAGUUAAAGUUAGGUUUACUCAUUUCCAAUGUUUCUUAUUCCAUGGUGUUCGAUGUACCUUGUUCUAGAGUUUCAAAGAUGAGAUUUUUAGGGAAAGAACUCCCGAUGGUUGUUCUUUCGAGGAACUUUUUCAAAAUACAGUGUCAUUCCUUCGAGAUUUGAUACUUCGAAAAUUUUUUGGAGACUGUGAAUCUCUGACAAUGCUAUAUGAACAAAUACAGGUGAUAAGUCAAAUUAUUAGUUACACUAACAUAUUUUGGUGGAUUAAAUUCAAGUUUACACUCCUCAAAUUUCCACUUCUGUAGUUACUGUCUCUACAAAGUUCUGUACAGAAUCGAAAAUAAUGCAGUUAUUUCCCAUUCUACUUCAAAAUUCGUAUUCAAUAAAUGGUAACUAAUAACUUGGCUAUACACUGCUGUCAGUACAAAUAAUGCUACAACAAUGUAUUUAAUCUUGGCAUGAUGUUGAUACUACCACCCUUGUGACCUCAAAAAAUUGUUUCCAGACGACUGAGAAUGAUCGAGUCCUCCAAACUGUCAAUCACAAAUUUCUAAGUAUAUGUUAGAUGUCAGUUACUUCGACAUAUCAAUCUAUAUCCCUAAUAAAUAGCAGUAGAUCGCUUCAAAUUUGAGUUGAAAAAGAUAAACCACUAUACAUAUGUCCA